Messenger RNA from Musa acuminata subsp. malaccensis (wild Malaysian banana), 2097 nucleotides. RefSeq lists its product as uncharacterized. Gene Ontology annotation, biological process: transport. The record is from RefSeq and is a predicted model, not a curated record. Gene Ontology annotation, molecular function: transporter activity. Lineage: Eukaryota; Viridiplantae; Streptophyta; Magnoliopsida; Zingiberales; Musaceae. Gene Ontology annotation, cellular component: membrane.
AGGAAAUUGUAACGAGGUGUUGUGUGAUUUCGAUUCCUUCGCUGCGGCGUCGUCUUCCUCCUCCGCCUCCGCCCUCCUCCUCCUCCUCCCCUUGCCAAUACCUCCGCAUGCGGGAGGAUCCUCCUGCCGCUGAUCCCGUCGUAUCUCCCCCGCCGUGAGGAAGGGAGAAGGACGGCGAAGAAGAAGAAACCCUACGACCGCCACCUUUGCCAGUUUCGUUUCGCCAAUCCUUCAACCCUAACCCUAGAUCAGAGUCUGUCGAUCACUUGCUCCCAGUGCUUUCGUUCCCCUUAUCCAAGAUCUGGUUUCGGCUCCCUUCCGCCGCUGAUUUCCCCACAAUUGACCUCAAGAUUUCCCUCCGAGGUCGCAGACCCCGUCCCAUGGGAACGGCCACGCGGGGACUGUGAGAUUUCGUUGUGACUGUGAUCUGCGGCUUUUAGUUACCGAUCCGCUUGAGCGUUAGACUGAUCGCUGGUUGGAGGACGACGGGAAUUCGAUUUGGUUCUUCUUUUCUUGGAUGGCGCCUAUUCUAUUUGUCAUCAUCGCGUUCCCAUGUACGGUGGGAGCCAUAGCACUGGCGGUGCUUCACAUAUACAGGCACCUCUUGAAUUAUACGGAGCCUACCUAUCAGCGCUACAUAGUUCGCAUCAUCUUCAUGGUGCCGGUCUAUGCACUUAUGUCAUUCUUGUCUCUCGUCCUUAAUGAUCGUUCAAUAUAUUUUAAUUCUAUUCGAGAAGUCUAUGAGGCUUGGGUCAUUUAUAACUUCCUUUCGCUCUGCUUGGCUUGGGUGGGAGGUCCAGGUGCAGUGGUCUUGAGUUUAAGUGGACGAUCUCUGAAGCCAUCAUGGUACCUAAUGACGUGCUGUUUUCCUUCCAUUCCUCUUGAUGGACGUUUUAUAAGAAGGUGCAAGCAAGGCGGUUUGCAAUUUGUGAUCCUGAAGCCUAUUCUAGUUGUGAUUACCUUCAUAUUAUAUGCAAAAGGGAAAUAUGAAGAUGGAAAUUUCAGCGUGGACCAAGCCUAUCUUUACAUCACAAUAAUCUAUACUAUAUCAUAUUCCAUGGCAUUGUAUGCUCUUGCUUUGUUCUAUGUAGCAUGCAAAGAUUUACUCCAGCCUUUCAACCCAGUUCCAAAGUUCAUUAUAAUCAAAUCUGUCGUCUUCCUCACAUAUUGGCAGGGUGUGUUGGUUUUUCUCGCAGCCAAGUCCAACUUGAUAAAGAAUGCAGAAGAAGCUGCUGAUCUUCAGAACUUUGUGUUGUGUGUUGAGAUGCUUGCAGCAGCUGUUGGCCACCUGUAUGCAUUUCCAUACAAGGAAUAUGCAGGCGCCAACAUUGGUGCAUCUGGUGGUUUAAGGGGAAGCCUUUUUCAUGCUCUGAAGUUCAAUGAUUUCUACCAUGACACGGUUCAUCAGUUUGCCCCUACUUAUCAUGAUUAUGUACUGUACAACAACAAUGAGGGUGAUGAGCGAGCAAGAAAGUAUCGAUCACGGACAUUUGUGCCAACCGGGCAGGAGAUGGAUGCUGUGAGAAAGAACAAACACAUGUAUGCAGGGAAGUUAGAUGAUACACGGUUGUCUGGUGUCUCCACAUCAGGUUCGAGUAGCCCGGUGAGGUCAACCACACCGCAAGACCAAGCAGACUUGGAAGUGAUCAAAUCUUCAUUGCUCAAAGACAGUGCUGCUGCUUCAGCACAACCAUAUGAUUUUUCAAUAUUAGCUGCAACUGAAUUUUCAAAUUACCCUGCCAAGGUUCCUGCAGUUGAUGACUCAAGUAAAAGAUAAUCUUCAGUGAUUUUUUUUUAGUGCUUAAUCGAUCAAAUGCUGAGACUUGGGGGCUAUCAAAUGAGGAAGUCUUGAUCAGGACUGUGCUUCGAUGUAUUGCAAAGCUGGAAUAUGCAGACUCCGAUUACUUCAGUCAAACUAGUGCUGUAACUCUUCUUGAUCGAAAGCUAAUCAGGGUUCGUGAGUGAUGUACAUCUUUUUCAUUCACGUCACUUUGGUGCUGGUUGAUCGAGAUCGAGUCAUGUGGACGUCCGUGUGUAAUUUUCUUAUGUUUUCAGUUUAGAUAAUGAGCCAAAGAUCAAAAUAGCUUGUUUGUUUCU